CUUUAAUUUUCAUAAUUUUCACGCCCUCAGCCAAAUUCCAGUUUUGAAACUAUUCUCCUCUGAUUCUCAAUUCUCAAAUUCGCUUUAGCUGACCCAGGAAUACCGGCAGGCGCAGCAGCCCUCUCCACCCCGGCCUUCUCCUCUGUGACAGCGCCGAACGGCACAGGUCUCCCUUCUGAAUCUCAAUUCUCAAAUUCGCUUUAGCUGACACAGAAAUACUGGGCAGCAUCCCUCUCCACCCCGGCCAACUUCUCCCCUUUGACAGCGCCAAGCAGCGCAGGCUUGAGUGCCUUAUUAGCCAGAUAGAGAGUGACGGACGCAAGCAUGGCUCAGUAUAUACCUGCCUUAAACCCACCCAAAACCCUGAAUAACCAGACAUCAUCAAUCAAACCCUCUUCCUUCUCUUUAAUCCGCCACUGUAGGCCCAUACAAAGAUCCAAGAAAGCCCCUAGAAUCUCCUGUUCCAUAACAUCGAGUCCACAGCAGCAACCCUCUCUCGAUGCUAUCACGAGCAGUCGUUGCAAAGAAGAGGUCAUUGGUGCCAUUCAAAACUCAUUAUUGAACUGUCUGUCUGAAACAAACCUCCAUCUGACUGUCCCUGGUCUCAAAUCUAAAACUAGAGGCAAGGUCAGAGAUAUUUAUGAUGGUGGAGACUAUCUUGUUCUGGUGACAACUGAUAGGCAGAGCGCAUUUGAUAGAAUUCUUGCGUCUAUUCCAUUCAAAGGCCAGGUUCUUAACGAGACAAGCUUGUGGUGGUUUGAUAAAACUCAACACAUCAGUCCAAAUGCAAUUGUAUCUUCUCCUGAUAGGAAUGUUACAAUUGCUAAGAAAUGUUCCGUUUUUCCCGUUGAAUUUGUUGUCAGAGGUUUUGUAACUGGAAGUACUGAUACAUCACUCUGGACAGUCUACAAGGGAGGUGCCAGAAAUUACUGUGGCAAUGUGCUCGCAGAUGGCCUGGUAAAAAACCAAAAGCUCCCUGCCAAUAUACUUACACCUACAACUAAGGCUGUUGAUCAUGAUGUUCCUGUGACUCCAGAAGAGAUAAUUAGGCGUGGGCUGAUGACUCAAGCUGAUUAUGAUGAAGCAAGCAGGAAAGCAUUAAGCUUAUUUGAAUAUGGGCAGCGUAUAGCUUUGGAACAUGGCUUGAUAUUGGUAGACACAAAAUAUGAAUUUGGAAAGGGAAGUGAUGGUGCAGUUCUUUUGAUUGAUGAGGUCCAUACACCUGACUCAAGCAGAUAUUGGAUUUCACAUUCUUAUGAAGAGCGCUUUCAGAAUGGUCUUGAACCAGAAAAUGUAGACAAGGAGUUUUUGAGGUUAUGGUUCAGAGAUCACUGUAAUCCAUAUGAAGAUGAGGUGCUACCGGAUGCUCCUCAAGAACUUGUUUGCGAAUUGGCUUGGAGAUACAUUUUCUUGUUCGAGACUAUAACAAAUUCGAAAUUUGAAAUGCCUGUGAUGGAGGAACCGAUACAUGAUCGCAUCUCUCGCAAUGUGUCGUUGGCACUGUCAUCUUUGCAGUAGCAACAGUCCCAAAUCAUUGUCCCCAUCUGUUUGGCUACUUCAGGUUUGAGAAAUAUAUCAUAGGGAUCUGGCUCCAGUUGGUGCUAGCACCGGUACUUAUGGACCUGCGAGUAAGGAUCAAAUGUUUUCAAAGUUCAGCAGCUUUCAGGUCGAACAAGAAGUUGGGUAUAUCCGUUCCAGAUUGUUGUGGAACUCAUCCAUAAUGUUGGUUAGAGCUGGCCAGACUUGCUUUCUAUGUUUAUUUACAUUUGGCAGACCCAACCCUUACUUUAUUUAUGUAUUUAUUUGGUAAUUCCAAAAUGAGUUGGAAUAAAUUUGAGAAAGGUCUGUUUAGUUUUGGAAAAUAGUUUUUAUUUUUCAUUUUAAUUUUUUAAAAAAUUAGGAAAAUGUUAGCUAUUUUUUUUUUUUUUUCAAUAUUUGUAUGAAAUAAAGGAACAACAAUAAACAGUUUUAACAA
Messenger RNA from Malania oleifera, 1975 nucleotides. Its product is annotated as phosphoribosylaminoimidazole-succinocarboxamide synthase, chloroplastic. The coding region runs from base 325 to 1518 and encodes 397 amino acids. Gene Ontology annotation, biological process: 'de novo' IMP biosynthetic process. The transcript is spliced from 13 exons. Gene Ontology annotation, cellular component: chloroplast stroma; cytoplasm. Gene Ontology annotation, molecular function: phosphoribosylaminoimidazolesuccinocarboxamide synthase activity. The record is from RefSeq and is a predicted model, not a curated record. Lineage: Eukaryota; Viridiplantae; Streptophyta; Magnoliopsida; Santalales; Ximeniaceae.